Lagenorhynchus albirostris (white-beaked dolphin) is the source of this 1947-nucleotide messenger RNA. RefSeq names its product male germ cell associated kinase (gene MAK). Bases 1 to 1947 code for a protein of 648 amino acids. Gene Ontology annotation, cellular component: cilium; nucleus; cytoplasm. Gene Ontology annotation, biological process: intracellular signal transduction; protein phosphorylation; intraciliary transport. The record is from RefSeq and is a predicted model, not a curated record. NCBI's taxonomy places the organism in Eukaryota, Metazoa, Chordata, Mammalia, Artiodactyla, Delphinidae. The transcript is spliced from 14 exons. Gene Ontology annotation, molecular function: ATP binding; protein serine/threonine kinase activity.
AUGAACCGAUACACAACCAUGAGACAGCUGGGGGACGGCACUUAUGGGAGUGUGCUGAUGGGCAAGAGUAUCGAAUCAGGGGAGCUGGUGGCCAUCAAAAGAAUGAAGAGAAAGUUCUAUUCUUGGGAUGAAUGUAUGAACUUGAGAGAAGUUAAGUCUCUGAAGAAACUUAAUCAUGCCAAUGUGAUUAAACUGAAAGAAGUUAUCAGAGAAAAUGACCAUCUUUAUUUUAUAUUUGAAUAUAUGAAAGAAAACCUCUAUCAAUUAAUGAAAGACAGAAACAAGUUGUUCCCUGAGUCGGUCAUCAGAAAUAUUAUGUAUCAAAUAUUGCAAGGGCUGGCAUUUAUCCAUAAACAUGGCUUUUUUCAUAGGGAUAUGAAACCAGAAAACUUGCUUUGUAUGGGCCCAGAACUUGUGAAAAUUGCCGACUUUGGACUGGCAAGAGAAUUAAGGUCACAGCCACCGUAUACUGAUUAUGUAUCCACCAGAUGGUAUCGUGCUCCUGAAGUUUUAUUAAGAUCUUCAGUUUAUAGCUCUCCCAUUGACAUGUGGGCUGUUGGGAGUAUAAUGGCCGAACUAUACACGUUAAGACCACUUUUCCCAGGGACAAGUGAGGUCGAUGAAAUCUUUAAGAUUUGCCAAGUUUUAGGGACUCCCAAAAAAAGUGACUGGCCGGAAGGGUACCAGCUUGCAUCCUCUAUGAAUUUCCGCUUUCCCCAGUGUGUUCCUAUAAACUUAAAAACUCUUAUUCCCAAUGCCAGUAGUGAAGCUAUUCAGCUUAUGACUGAAAUGUUGAGUUGGAAUCCAAAGAAACGACCAACAGCAAGCCAGGCACUGAAACACCCAUAUUUUCAAGUCGGUCAAGUAUUAGGCCCUUCCUCACAUCAUGUGGAACCGAAACAGACUUUAAAUAAGCAUGUGCAACCACUAGAGUCAAAGCCACCUGUAGUUGAUCUAGAACCUAAGCCUCUGCCAGACAUAAGUGACCAGAUUGCCGGACAGCCCCAGCCGAAAAACAGCCACCAGCCACUGCAGUCCAUCCAGCCGCCACAGAACACGGGUGUCCAGCAACCGCCCAAGCAGCAGAAUCAACAGAAACAGCCGCCAACGCUAUUUCCAAGUAUCGUCAAAAACAUGCCAACCAAGCCAAAUGGCACUCUGGGCCAUAAAGGUGCCAGGAGGCGUUGGGGUCAGGCUGUGUUCAAGGCUGAAGACGGUUGGGAAGAGUUUGAGGAAUGUGACUUCGGGGUCUCCCAUUCCAAGAAGCCAAGCAUGCGCGUUUUCAAAGAAACGAGGAAAACAGAUUCUCCAUCUUGGCUUCCAGAGUCAGUACCUGCAGGCCCCAACCACGCAACAGAGGAAAACAAGAACUUACCCCCUGCUAUUUCCCUAAAAUCUGAUUCUGAAUUGUCAACUGCUUCAACAGCUAAACAGUACUAUUUGAAACAAUCAAGAUACCUUCCAGGUGUAAACCCCAAGAACGUGUCCUUGACAGCCAGUGGGAAGGAUACGAACCCAUACACCUGGAAUAGCCAGCUAUUUCCUAAGUCGCUGGGACCCACGGGGGCAGAACUUGCUUUCAAAGGGAGUAAUGCAGAAGAAAGCAUAAUUAAACCAAUUGAAAAACUAUCAUGCAAUGAAAGUUUUCCUGAAAAAUUACAGGACUCACAAGGAAAUCUUGGAAGUUAUGCUACUUACAAUCAGUCAGGAUAUAUUCCUUCCUUUCUCAAAAAAGAAGUGGGGUCAGCUGGCCAGAGGAUACACUUAGCACCACUCGGUGCGACAGCUUCAGAAUAUCCCUGGAACACAAAAACUGGUCAGGGGCAGUUUUCAGGACCUACUUAUAAUCCUACAGCCAAGAAUCUAAAUAUUGUGAACCGCGCACAGCCAGUCUCCUCCGUGCACGGGAGGACAGACUGGGUGGCCAAGUACGGAGGCCACCGAUAG